Trachymyrmex cornetzi is the source of this 1758-nucleotide messenger RNA. RefSeq lists its product as uncharacterized. The record is from RefSeq and is a predicted model, not a curated record. Bases 1 to 1758 code for a protein of 585 amino acids. NCBI's taxonomy places the organism in Eukaryota, Metazoa, Arthropoda, Insecta, Hymenoptera, Formicidae. The transcript has 5 exons.
AUGUGUUGCGAAGCGGACCCGGUCACGUGUGUUCAACCUGGAUGUGGUGUUACAUUGAAGAAAUGGAAAUCUUUUCGCCAGCAUUUGUUUAGAAAACAUCAUGAAGUAUAUCCUAUUUUAAAUGAAGUAACUGAGCAUAUUGAAAAUGAUCAGUUAAAUCACGAUCCAAUUAUGAUACACAAUGAAUCAUUUGAAGAUGAAGGUCAUUUAGAUAGAGGUCAAAAGCUAACACUAGAAGAAACUACAGAACGAUUACAAUUGCACGCUGCACAAUUUCUCGUAAACAUUCGAGAAAAAUAUAAAAUAUCUCACACAGCAAUAGAGCAUGUCAUUGAUGGACAAGAAAUUCAAAACACAAUGGAUCCUAAUACAAAAUUAGUUAAUUUCCAAGAUAUUAAGAAAAUAUAUACUGAAAAACAUCCACCAUCGUUGCUAUUUUCGACUGUUCAAUCAAAAAAAGCUUUAGAUAAAGUAUUAAUACAAAAAUUUAAUAUGGUAUCAGCAGAGAGACAUGCGCUUGGUACAAAACUUGUUUGGAAAAAGAAAAAACAUUCGACUGGAAAAGUAGCCGAGAUUUGUGAAACUACUUAUGAUGCUUACAUUGUGCCUUUCUUAAAGAAUUUGAAAAAUCUUUUGGAAAACGAUGAAGUUAGAUCAAAUAUCGAGAAUCCAAAGCCACAUGAACCGGGAGUUUAUCGAACAGUAUUAGAUGGAAGCUACUAUCGAGAGAAUCCUAUUUUUCGCAAUAAUAACAAUGCAUUAGCUGUAAUUCUUUACUACGAUGAUCUCGGUAUUGCCAAUCCUUUGGGCGCAGCCUCAAAGAGUCAAAAAUUAUCAGUAUUUUACUGGACGUUAGGAAAUAUAUAUCCUGAAUUUAGAUCAUCAAAGAAUGCUAUUCAAUUAUACGCGAUUUUAAAAACAGAAUAUUUGAAAAAACCAGGAAUUUUGAAAAAGGUUUUGGAAUCAUUUAUGAAAGACAUUGUAAUAUUAGAAAAUGAGGGUGUUACUAUAAAUCUUGGAACAGAAACAAAAAUUUUUAAGGGCUCAUUAUUAUUUUGCGCGGGUGAUACUCCUGCUUCUGCGUUAUUAGGUGGUUUUAAAGAAUCAGUUUCAGCUUAUCGGUUUUGUCGUUCCUGUUUGACUGCAGCUGAAGAAUAUAAAACUCAAUUUCAUGAUGAUAAUUUUACGACUCGUAAUAAGACAAUGCACAACGAUCAUUGUGAAAUUGUAUCUGAUCCUACAUUAACAAUGGCAGCGAAAAAAUUUUGGCAAAAAACAUAUGGAGUGAUGAAUAAGAGUCCUUUGUUGCAAAGUUCUAAUGUAGAUGUGACACUAUGUCUGCCUCAGGAUUGUAUGCAUAUUCUCAUCGAAGGCCCCGUAGAAAUUACCAUUCGUCGUUUAUUAAGAUAUUGCAUUUUUGAAUUGCGGUUGUUUACAAUUGAACAAUUUAACAAGCGUAUUACUCAUUUCGAUUACAGUCAUUUUAAGAAAGAUAAACCUGCUCUAAUUCUUCGUGAUCAUCUGGUUGAUGGUGGCUGUUUACGACAAAGUGCAGCACAAAUAUUUACUCUAGCACACAUGCUACCUUUUUUAAUUUCGGAUUGGAUACAACAUGAAAAUCCACUUCUCAAUGAGCACAUAAAUUGUUAUAUUACACUAUUACAAAUCAUGAAUGUUUGUCUUGCUUAUGAAAUACACGAAGAAUCAAUUGAGUUAUUGAAUCGAAUGAUUGAAACAUCAGUCACGCCUGUGUUCUAG